Molecule: messenger RNA, 2516 nt
Organism: Rubroshorea leprosula
Lineage: Eukaryota; Viridiplantae; Streptophyta; Magnoliopsida; Malvales; Dipterocarpaceae
Source: the annotation of a GenBank genome assembly
AGCUCCAAUCUCCUUGGAUGAAGUAAGGUCUGCCCUAUUUUCCAUGAAGGGUCUUAAGAGUCCUAGGCCUGAUGGCAUUCAACCUAUCUUUUAUCAGAAACAUUGGCAUGUGGUCUCAAGUACUUUACUCUCCUUUGUUAAUAAAGCUCUCACUGACGGUUUCUUUGAACACUCCUUGCUUCAGGCACAUAUGAUUCUCAUUCCUAAAGGAGAGAAUCCUGACAUCAUUCAAAAAUUUAGGCCAAUUUGUCUUCUUAACGUUGCUUAUAAGAUUCUUUCCAAGGUGAUUGUAAAUAGAUUGUGGCCUCACCUCCAAAACCUCAUUGGCCCACUGCAAAAUAGUUUUUUGGCAGGUCGGAGCACAACAGACAACAUAAUUUUAUCUCAAGAGGCAAUCCACUCUAUGCAUCGAAUGAAGGGUAAGAAAGGAGCUAUGGCUUUCAAGAUUGACCUACAUAAGGCCUUUGAUAGUGUGGAUUGGGAUUUUCUUCGUGAAGUCUUGGUUGAUUUCAAUUUUCCAACCCCUUUAAUCAAGCUGAUUAUGUUCUUUGUCACAUCUCUCCAACUUUCUGUCUUGUGGAAUGGAGAGGAGCUUCCAUACUUCCAACCUCAACAUGGAUUAAGACAGGGUGAUCCACUUUCUCCCUAUCUUUUUAUAAUGGUGAUGGAGAAAUUGUCUCAUAUGAUUUUAAGUAGAGUCCAGAAUCGGUUAUGGAAGCCAUUCAAGGCAUCGCAUUCUCAAACUGCUGUAGUUAUGGAUUGUCUUUUAGAAUUCUCCAGCAAGUUUGGUUUAGACAUCAAUCUAGCCAAGUCUAAGUUAUUCAUCUCACCGAAUAUACAGAGUCAUGUUGCAAAUGGUAUGAGCUCAACUUGUGGCAUCCCUUUAACUAGCAAGCUGGGUGUUUACCUUGGGGUACCUAUCAUCCACGAGCGCACCACCUCUGCAACUUACAAGUACAUUCUUGAGAAAUUCAGCUCAAAUUGGCUGGCUGGAAACAAUCUCUACUUAGCUUGGCUGGCAGAAGAAGCACUAAUAGCCAAAUUGGGUUGGCAACUCCUUACAGGACAAAACAGACCUUGGUGUCAAGCCCUCUCCCAAAAAUAUCUACGUAGAGCAACAUUUAUGACUUGUCCUGUAAACUCUUCAUCCUCGGCCACAUGGAGAAGCAUUUUAAAAUGUAGAAAUGUCUUGCGCUUGGGGGCUAGAUGGCGUGUGGGUUCAGGCUCAAGCAUUGAUUUUUGGCAUGACCUUUGGAUUGGUCCUCAAAAGCUUAUUGACACUGUAGUAUCAACUUUACCUCCUGAAUUGACUGUUUUACCAGUUUCACACUUCAUCACGGUUGAUAAGCAAUGGGACCUUAGUCAGCUCGUAGAUUUUCUCCCUACAAAUAUUUUACAUUCUAUUGCUGCAAUUCCACUCCCCACAACAAAUCAGCUUGCUAAUGAGAUGUUCUGGCAUGGCUCCAAAAAUGGUGACUUCACUGUCAGCUCAGCUUUCUCUAUUAUUCAAUCCCAACGCAUAAACCAAGUACAGAGCUCAAUGCAGUGGACGUGGAUUUGGAAACUAAAAUGUUCUGAAAGAAUUAAGCUGUUUGUUUGGCUAUUGAGGAAAGGCAGAGUUCUUACAAAUUCUGUUAGAUUUGACAGACAUAUGGCUCCAUCUCCAAUGUGCCCUCGAUUGCAGUCUCACUCUUCGGGUACCACCUCAACCACUUGGGCAAGUUUAUUUCUAUCGAUGCUUUGGUUUCUAUGGACAAGUAGGAACACACUGAUACUUGAGUGGAAAUGGACGUCUCCCGAUGUUGUGUUUUGGCAAGCUAGAUCACAUGCCUUGGAAACUCACUUUGCCUUAAACUCAGCUAUCUUGGCAUCCCCUCGCACGCCAAGAUGGGUCUGUUGGCAACCUCCUACUGAACCAUUUUUGAAAUUGAACACAAAUGGCUCUCGGAAUCAUCAAUCCGGACAGGCAUGUGCAGGAGGAUUAAUCCGCGAUCAUUUGGGUCGUUGGGUACACGGCUUCACAGUUAACAUUGGUUUUACUUCCAGUUUUCUAGCUGAGCUUUGGGGCUGUCGUGAGGGGUUAAAGCUUGCCCACUCUUUACAACUGCAACAUCUAAUCCUUGAAAUGGACUCAUUAAUGGCCAUCCAACUUAUUCAAACUCGGCAAGUAGAGAAAGGUCCUUUCUCUGUCUUGCUUACUGAUAUUCUUGUGCUUCUUGAUGCUUUCAGCAACUGUAUUGUCCGCCAUACACUUUGUGAAGGGAAUUCUGCUGCUGAUUUUAUGGCCUCCUUGGGUCACAAAUCUCCCUUGGGCACCACUUUUUACCAAAAUCCACCUGUCGGGAUCAAUAUGCUCAUGCAUGGAGACACUAUUGGGACUAUGUUCCUUAGACCUUAGACUUUAAUUUAGUUUCCUAUGUACCAAAAAAAAAAAAAAAACUCUUAUAUUUAAAUAUGUAAGAGUGAAAAAAAAUCUCAAAAAUAUUUUUUUUCCCAAAUCAAGUGAUUUUUUUAAG